Messenger RNA from Branchiostoma floridae (Florida lancelet), 2991 nucleotides. RefSeq names its product twinkle protein, mitochondrial-like. The record is from RefSeq and is a predicted model, not a curated record. The transcript is spliced from 3 exons. Bases 74 to 2452 code for a protein of 792 amino acids. Gene Ontology annotation, molecular function: ATP binding; single-stranded DNA binding; 5'-3' DNA helicase activity. Lineage: Eukaryota; Metazoa; Chordata; Leptocardii; Amphioxiformes; Branchiostomatidae. Gene Ontology annotation, biological process: mitochondrial DNA replication. Gene Ontology annotation, cellular component: mitochondrion.
CCUAUCGGAACAAAGCCAAACGGCAGGGACAAAAUGGCGGCGCCCUGUUACAAAAAGCGCGCGUGUUUUUCAGAUGACAGCUAGGACCCAGAUAUCUAAUCUGUGUCAGGAUAAAGGUAUGGCAUUCUGCAAAGUGAAGAUGUUGAGAUCAGUACUUCUUCACCGGUACUCAGUUUUCCCCUGUCAAGUCUUAGAACUGUGUAUUCGGAGGUCACUUCACAGACUGAGUGCUACCAUGUGUACUUCAUUGAAAGGCCAACAAUGUAUUAGUAUUACCUCCACAAGUCACCACGUGGGUUAUUGCGGACUAAGGCACUAUCGAGUGAGCCAACGGUACCAGCCCGUAUCCCCAGCCUUCAUUCGGACAUUUCAAUGCUUAAAACCUUCAACAAGACUAGCAAAUACAGAAGAAAGGCAUUGCUACCUCUUCCAACCAAGGCAUGACCUGUCAACCUUCGCUAGAGAUCAGAGAAACUGUUUGCAGAGUACACCUCCUCGGACUAGUUGUCUCCAAUCCGUCAGGUUUUAUGGAAAGGCCCUCGCUACUGAGGAGUAUCCUAUCGUGACUGCAACGGGCAUCCGCCAUGUCCUACGGAAACACAACAUUCCCUUCACCACUGGGUACACGUGCUUUGUUGCUGAAAGCCCGUUCGUUACUAAACGAAAGAAGACCGUCACCGCUGCAAAGAAAGACUUCUCCCUGUACAUCAACAUGACUACUGGUUACUUCACAUGUUUGGAGUCGGGGGUCACCGGGGGAUGGAAUUCGCUACAGGACUACCUCGAAGUCGUUCCGAAAACUCGCGCAAAGGGUGCGAAAGCCAAAACAGCCGCUAAUCCAGAUAAUGGACGGGAAACUUUUUCCUCUAUUGCCUCAUUAAGCAACGUAAAAACGCAGGGGCAGUCAGAAGUUGCUGAUGACGCUUGGAAGCGUGCCACUCCUAUUAAGGAGACCGAUACGACGGUACUGAGUACGAUAUUAUCAAACCUUGGCGCAAAACACCUAUCCCAUGACUCCCUGGACAAGUUGAACGUCCGUGUUGACGUCGAGAGCGGCAGCCUGGUUUUUCCCUGGUUCCAUCACCAUGACAACAGGAUAUGUGGUGUUAAGACCAUCCAGGGCCGCAGGACUGGUAAGAACCAGAUUGAGUACCAGGAGUGGAGCGUGCCGAAGUGCGGGUACUACAAUCUGUUUGGGUGCCAGCUGGGGUCAGCAGACACAGACGAGGUCAUCCUGACGGCCAGCGAGUUAGACGUGAUCGCACUCAGACAGGGACUACGGAACAGCAAGCGGAACACGAUGCUGCUGGCACUGCCAAAGGGAACAGCAUCUCUGCCACAGGAGAUUCUGCCAUUUCUGGAGAAGUAUCGCAAAGUGAUCUUGUGGUUUGGUAACGACAUGCGAUCCUGGGAGGCAUCCAAACAGUUCAGCCGGAAACUCAACACCAAACGCUGCUUCUUCAUCCGACCCAAGGAGGAGCAUCCCCGUCCACUAGACUUCCUCCUCUUGGGGUCAAGCAUGGGUCAAGUCGUGUCCGAAGCUCAACCGGUCAACCACAAAUCCAUCGUGUCCUUCAGUGAGUUAAGAGAAGAUGUCCACAGGGAGCUGAGUCAAGCCGAGCAAGUCGCGGGCGUCAAGUGGAAACGAUUUCCUCAGCUUAACAAGCUACUGAAGGGGUUUCGCCGCGGGGAGUUGACCGUGUUCACGGGGCCGACGGGAAGCGGGAAGACGACGUUUAUCAGCGAGUAUUCGCUGGACUCGUGCAUGCAGGGCGUGAACACGCUGUGGGGGAGUUUCGAGAUCCAGAACGUGAGGUUGUUAAAGAUGAUGCUGUCACAGUUCUCCCAGCUGAAGUUGGAAGCAAACUUGGACAACUUUGACGAGUGGGCCGACAGGUUUGAGGCCUUACCGUUGUACUUCAUGACGUUCUACGGACAGCAGACGCUGAAAAACGUGACGGAGACCAUGCAGCACGCCGCGUACGUGUACGACAUCGAGCACGUCAUCGUGGAUAACCUGCAGUUCAUGAUGGGAACGGAUGCCACCAUCGGUGUAGAUCGAUUCCGCCAACAGGAUGCCAUCAUUGCAACAUUCCGAAAAUUCGCCUCGGCCAACAACUGCCAUGUGACGCUCGUCAUCCAUCCACGAAAGGAAGAGGACACCAACGUCUUACAGAUGGCGUCUGUUUUCGGGAGUGCCAAGGCAACGCAAGAAGCAGACAAUGUGAUGAUCCUACAGGACAAACGACUCUCAACUCAGCAAGGUAAGAAGUUUCUGCAGAUCGUGAAGAACAGGUUUGAUGGAGAGCUGGGCGUGAUGCCUUUGUCCUUCAACAAGGACACCCUGUGUAUGUCCACACCGAGGACUCCCAGAAGGAAGAAAGUAGAAUUGGAGAAACAACCGGUGGAAAGUAGCCUCAAUGAAGACAGCACAGUUCUACCUCUUGUCUAGGACUAAGACAUUGCUGAAAGCCUUUUAACUGAGCAGUAUUCUGAGACCGUAUAAAUGAAUACGUUUGCAACCUAUUUUUCUGUCGAGAUUUUUUACCUGAUAUUUUGUACAAAAGGAUAGACACUUCUUCGGGGUUGAAAAUGCAAUGUUGAGGGGUUUGUAGACGAUGAAUCAUGUCAUGCCAUCCAGUGAUAAUUCUAACCUCCUACUAAUAAACCAUGGCCAUAUCCAAUUCCAUUUUAGUGCCAAAAGAUUGCCUAAGCAAAAGGGUUAGUGUCACCUAUAAAUAAACACAAUGCUUUCUAAUUUAAAAGGAGGCUUAAUACAAAAAGUGAGAAGGGAAACCUACAUUGUGUAGAGGGUAAAGACCAGUGUUGGCAAGUGUAAUUGUGAUGGGUUGUGGUUGUCAUAUUCCUGUAUUGAAAAGGGCUAGAUGGACGUGGUGCCUCGGAUGUGAUGUAAGCACAGUGAUGGAGAUUUAGAGUCUGGCAUUUUUCUGGAAAUGAUUCCAGAUACAACUUGAAAAUGUUGAAGAGAAG